AUAAUUUUUAUUUUUUUCUUCUCUAAUUAAUAUAAAAUAUAUUUUUUCUGUCAUAGUAUUCCUUGAUUCCCAUCAAACGACAUUUUUAAUAACCCAUUUACUUCCUUUCUCUCCUAUAUAUAUAAACCUUUCUCAACCCUUCGUAAACAAACACAAAUUUCUCUCCCUUACCCAAAAAAAAACCCUUUAUUUUCUUUUGUUUUAUCUUAAAGCUCUUAUCUAAUAACAUAAAUUUUCUUAUAUUAAUCUUUUCAUGGAGGAGAUUAAUAAUCUAAGAUCACCAUCUUUAGCCAUUCGCAAAGAUUCAAAAACAAUAUCAAAAGUUUCAUCAAGUACCAUAAUUAACACCACUAAGCCUAAGAUUAGGAUUAUCCAUAUAUUUGCACCGGAGAUCAUCAAGACUGAUGUGGCAAAUUUCAGAGAGUUAGUCCAAAGGCUCACUGGAAAACCAACCGAGAAAGAUCAAUGCUGCAAGAAGGAGAGUAUUACCAAAAGUAAGCCCAAGAAUAAUAAUUCAUCAUCAGUAGUCAAAAAUAUUAUUAUUCCCACAACACCUGCUUCUUCAUCAUCAUCAUUAGAUAAUAAUAGUAAUUAUUAUUAUGAUAAUAAUAAUAAUGAUGAUGAUAAUCAAGUUGGUUAUUACUCCAAAUUAAACGCCUACUUUCCCACUAAGCCAAUAGCCAUGAAAAUGGACUAUACUACUAGUGGUGGGUUUCAGGGUUUUGAUUAUCUGGGCAUGGCGGAUCAACAAAGGGUAGUUAAAAUGGAGGAGGAAGAUGAAGAAGAAGAAGAAGAAAUUGUUGAUGAAGCUCAUCAUCAUCAUCAUGGUAUGUGGGAUAUGAUUAAUAAUAAAGGUCAUGAUGAGAAUGCUAUUUCGAGUAGUAAUUGUACAACAACAGGGUUUCUUGAAGGUUUUCUUGGAUUUGAAGAGCUAACUGGUGAUGAGUUCCAUAAUUUGCUACCUAAUUUGGAUAAUUCUCAUGUGAUGCAAUUUGGUUUUGGAGGACCUCAACUUGUGUAGCAGUCAUCUUCUAAUGUAGUACCUUAUUAAUUAAGCUUUUUUUUUUUUUAUAUAAUAUGAUUUUUGUUAUAUUAUCUUGAUUUCUUUUGGUGCUGAUGAUCAUGACGACUACUACUCAUGAACAUUUAGUGAGGCUCUAUGAUCUGAUCUGAUCUUAUAUUUUCCCAGUCUGCAAAAUAUAUAUAUAUAUAUAUACUUUUUUCUUUUAAUUUAAUCUUUGGGGAGGUUCUUGAUGAUGAUGA
This is a messenger RNA of Cannabis sativa, 1263 nucleotides long. RefSeq lists its product as uncharacterized. The transcript has a single exon. Gene Ontology annotation, cellular component: nucleus. NCBI's taxonomy places the organism in Eukaryota, Viridiplantae, Streptophyta, Magnoliopsida, Rosales, Cannabaceae. Bases 254 to 1021 code for a protein of 255 amino acids. The record is from RefSeq and is a predicted model, not a curated record.